Molecule: messenger RNA, 6427 nt
Organism: Scylla paramamosain (green mud crab)
Lineage: Eukaryota; Metazoa; Arthropoda; Malacostraca; Decapoda; Portunidae
Product: gastrula zinc finger protein XlCGF67.1-like
Exons: 2
Coding region: 4613-5494 (293 amino acids)
Biological process (GO): regulation of transcription by RNA polymerase II
Cellular component (GO): nucleoplasm
Molecular function (GO): DNA-binding transcription repressor activity, RNA polymerase II-specific; RNA polymerase II cis-regulatory region sequence-specific DNA binding
Source: RefSeq, a predicted model, not a curated record
GAUUGAAGACAGGAAUGGAAUGCAUGGUGUUGCUGCUGGGACUGUGUGGAGAAACGAAUGAAAGGAUGAUUGAUGCAGUGAAAGAGUUCGUGGAGAAAAUGUGGCGCACUAGAUGUAGGAGCUAGUGGUGUGAUAGAUGCUGUAUGACUCUAUAUGCCGUUUUCUGUUUGUCGUUCUUUGUUUUUUUUUUUUUUUUUUACCCUACAUGAGUGACGACGCAAAGGCCUGGCUUGGAAGGAAUCUUGAGCCUCCUCAAAGUUCAAGAACAAGAUCACCAAGCAACCACAAAAUGUUUGUGGUUCAUGCGAGGAGAGUGUGGCGAACAGGCAAAGGGCUGUGGCAUGCGAGAGAUGCAUGGCGUGGUUCCAUGUAGCCUGUGUGGGCAUGAGGGAGGCCAACAUGAAGGCGUUAGGGUUCAAGCUUCUGGUGUUCCUCUGCAGGGAAUGCCUGAGCAAGAGCCUCAAUGAGUGGAGGAACCAGGAUGAGGAAAAAGAAGAGAGAGUGGAGCAGAGCACCCAGACAGAAAACCUGAUGAAAGAGGCAGAAGCACAGAUGACGAAGGCUGAAGAGAGAAAAGACCAGCAAGAAGUGGUGGAAGUGGCCAGAACAGACAGACGCCCAAGGAAGAAGAGAAUGGUAAUCAAGAAAGCCCCAGUAUGUGUCAUUGGAGACAGCAUGGUAAGGAAGACUCCCGACUUUGUGAGAAGGGAAAUUGAGUGCACCAGCAUGGGAGGUGCUAAGAUCCAAGACGUCAAGAGGAAAGUCAAGGAAGAAGUGCAAGAAAUGGAAGAGAGAAGCCUGCUAGUUGUCCAAGGAGGAGGCAACAACUUAGUAGAGGCAGGUGCUGAAGACACAGUAAAGGAAGUGAUAGAAGCAGUGAGGGCAGCAGAAGAAAAGAUGUGUGUGGCUGUGGUGGGGGUCCUGCGGUGCCCACGGGAAGGAGUGCAGUACGAGAAGGUCAGAACUGCAAGAUAUGCAUGGAACUCAUGAAGGUCAAAAUGGAAUGGAUGGCAGAGAAGAAGGGCAACGUGAGCUUCCUAGACAUGGAUGGGAUCCUCGACCAGGACAAAUUCUUCGGGAGAGACGCGGUCCACUUCAACCACAACGGGAAUGAGAGGCUAGGACGUCGACUGGCUGAGUGGAUGAGGGCGAGGCAGGUGUGUUGUGUGGACGAGGCAUGAUGAGGAGGACCCACUGAUGUCAGCGAACAUGGAAGAAAAGAGACUAACCAGGCAAGUAAAUGUGUGAAGAUUGGCUGUAUGAAUGUGAGAGGAUGGGGUGUGGGCAAGUUUGAGGAUGUAUGCAAGGAGCUCAGGGAGUGGAGGUUCGACUUAGUCGGGCUCACUGAGACUCACCUGAGAGAUGAUGUACGAAUGGAGGGAUGCGAGUAUGUUAUGAUUGGAAAGGGGCGUAAGGCACAGGAAACACUGGGAGGAGGCGUAGCCCUACUCUACAAGAAAGAAAGAGGACUGAAAGUAGAGGAGAUUGAUGUGGGGGAGUGUACAAGUAGUGAGGAUGUGCUUGCAGUAAGAGUGGAAUGCAUGGAUGGUCGUAGCAGACCAGAGAAGGUGGUACUGGUGGUAGCGUACAUGACUGUCAUGGGUGAAAGAGCAGAGAGGGAAAAUAGGAGGAAGUAUGACAUACUUAAGAAAGUUGUGAGAGAGCAUGGAGAGGAGAGAGUGCUAAUUAUGGGUGACAUGAAUGCACAUGUGGGAAUACUGGGGGAACAGGUGAACAGGAAUGGUGAAAUGCUUGGAGAGUUUGUUGAUGAACUGGAGCUGGAAAAUCUGAAUGUUACUUUGGCUGAGGGGCGUGUGACUUGGAGUGCAAGAGAACAGGAAUCGGCAAUUGACUACAUGUUGGUGAAUGGAAGAAUGCGUGAAAUUGUGCCUCACAUGUGGAUAGAUGAGGAUGGUUUGGUUGAUAUUGUGUCCGAUCACAACAUGCUGGUGGUGGAGUGCUUGAUGCAGGGUGGGAAUGAAGUGAAACUGGCAAGUAAGAAAAAGAAGUGGAGACUGAGAGAUGUAGGGUGGGAGAACUUUUAGGUUGAUCUGAGUGAGAGAAGCUGGGACGAUGUAAGUGUGCAUGACGUGGAGCAUCUGAAUGAGAAACUGGUUGAGGACGUGAGGGGUGCUGCUGAGAACCAGAUAGGGUUUGUGAGAGUAGGUAGAAGAAAGAAUGUAUGUAAACCAUGGUGGAAUGAUGAAAUCAGAGCGGCUAGGAAGGAGCGAAAGAGAAUGAGUAGACAGUGUAGAUGGCUGAGGAAAAAGAGGCAUGAAAGCGAUGAGGCAGAGAAUGAGUAUCAGAAUGCAUGGGCAGCGUAUGUGAAGCAGCAGUGGUUGACAAGACGAAUGAUAAUGAAUGCUAAAGUGAAGAGUGAAAGGAGCGUGAUUCAAUCUUUAAGGGAGAAAGGUAUGGAAGGUGGCCGUGAAUGGUACAAGUCCAUGAGAGGUGAGAAUAUGUGAGGCAGUGUUGGCGUGGAGAGUCUAAAAGUGGAGGGUGUAGUUAUAACAGAGAAGGAGGGAAUCAGGGAGGCAAUCAAAGGGUUCUGGGAAGAAGUAGGUGGGGUAGGUGAGAUGUUUAGUGUGAGAGAAGAAUGUGUAACACUGGAAAGAAAGAAUGCAGAUGAACUGGAUGAAAGAAUCAGUAAGGAGGAAGUGGAGAGGUGUGUGAGAAGGCAGAAGAAUGGCAAGACAGCAGGUCCAGAUGAUAUACCCUAUGAGUUCUACAAGAAUGGUGGGGAGGUAGUGAUAGACAGAAUGACUGAGUUAUUCAACCGAGUGUGGGAUGAAGAGAGAGUGCUAAGAAAGUGGAAUGAGAGCCGAGUGUGUCUGUUGCAUAAGGGAGGAUUUAAGAGUAAGAAUGAGCUGAAGAACUACAGGCCAAUUGCAUUAGUGAAUACAAUAGGUAAAGUUUUCAGUGCAAUGUUGAAUGAGAGACUGCAUAAAUGGAUUGAGAAAGCUGGAGUGCUGGGUGAAGAACAGAAUGGUUUUCGUGGGAAUAGGAGAGCUGAGGAUAAUAUGUUUGUGGUGAAUGAAAUGAUUGAGAAGAAAAAGAAGGAUGGGGGUAAAUUGUACCUAGGUUUUUUGGAUAUACAGAAAGCUUAUGAUAGAGUGAACAGAGAAAUGCUAGGUAGAGUUUUGGAAAAGAUUGGAUUGAGUGCAAAGAUAGUUAACAUAGUGCAAAGUAUGUAUGUGGACACAAGAGCUAGAUACAGGCUAGGAGACAGAAACAGACUGGGUGAAGAGUGAGAGAGGAGUUAGGCAAGGCUGUAUAUUGUCACCAACCCUUUUUAGCCUGUAUACAGAGGAGCUAGCAGCCAGGAUGAGAAGAAUGAAUGUAGGGGUAAGUGUGGGGAAUGAUAAAGUAUUUGUGCUCCUUUAUGCAGAUGAUGUAGUUGUUAUGAGUGAAUCGGCAGAUGAGCUUCAAAGUUUGUUGGAUGUAGUGGAUGGCUAUGGUAAAGACUUUGGAGUAAGGUUUAGCAGUGAGAAAAGCAAAGUAAUGAUUGUGAAUAGGUCAGAGGAUGAAAGUAAUGUGGUAUGGAGACUUGGAGAGAAUGAGUUGAGACAGGUGCAAGAAUACAAGUACUUAAGGAUGUGGAUGAGUCCUAGUGGAUGUGCAAAGGCAAAGAAUGAAAAGAUAAGUAUGGUAGCGCGGCAAGGAUGAGAGCAAGUAAGUGUGAUGUGUUGAGAGAAGUGUGGAAGAGUGUGGCUGUGCCAAGUAUAAUGUAUGGUAUGGAUGUGAUUGCAUGGAAUGAAAGUGAAAUUGAUAAGUUAGAAGUGGGCCAGAAUAGAGUAGCAAGGAUGGCACUGAGUGCACCGAGGUGCACAGCAGUUGAAGCCUUGAGAGGUGACAUGGGAUGGAGCACCUUUAGGGAAAGACUCACAAAAGCCACACUAAUGUACAAGAUUAGGCUUGAGAGAAUGGAUGAUGCAAGAAUAGCAAGGAAGGUGUACCUGUGGAAUGAAAGUGGAAGCAAAUGGAGGAAGAGAUGCAUGAGAAUGACAGACAGGAAUGGAUUGCAAGUUGUGUGGGCGAUAAGAAUGGCUGGGAGGAACCAAAAUGAGCGUGAAUGGGUGGUAACAAGAGGAGGCAGAGUGAGAACCGAAUGGGAUGUGAGAAAAUGGAAGAAUGAGAUAGACAAAGAAGUGAAAUGUGUGGGACUGAAUGAAUGGAAGAAUGAAAUGGAAGAAAGAAGACCCUGGAAUGGUACAAGGAGAAAGAGGCCCCGAGGUAUGAAAGGUGGUAUGAUGGAAGCCUGGGCGGUGAUCUUCUCUUCCGAGCGAGGGCACAGUGUAUGGAUGUGAAUGCAAGGAGUUACAGGUGGUCUGAGUCCCGCAGCAAAGUGUGCCAGAUGUGUGACAUGGGAGAGGAUGAGACGGUGGAACAUGUGGUGCUGGAGUGUGUGAAGUAUGCCAGAGACAGGAAUGAGAUGAUGCAAGUGAUACUGACUGAGUUAGGGCAUGAUAGGAAUGAAAGAGUGGAGAAGACAGGAAAGGAAUGGAUGGUGUUGUUGCUGGGACUGUGUAGAGAAUGAAAUGAUGAUUGAGGCGGUGAAAGAGUUUCUGGAGAGAAUGUGGCGUGCCAGAUGUAGGAACAAUUAGGAUAGAGGAUGCUGUUCGUUUCUUUUUUUUUUUUCCCCUUUCUACAGUUGCCGAUACAAAGGCCUGGCUCAGGAGUGAUCCUGUGCCAUCUUUACCAUCAAGAUCAAGAUCAAGUGUGUGUAUUUCUGAGGGGCGGUGGAGUGGCCCGACAGAAUUUAGUCCUACACAGACCAGGCCAGAGUCCAGGCCGCCGCCCUGCCUGGCACCCACCACUCCAGCCAGCUUCCGUGAGGGUCCCUGCAGGACGGGCUGUGGCGUGUACUGCAGUGGAGGCUGUGAGGCCGGGCAUCAGCAUGAGUGGCCAGCAGCAGCAGUCUGUGUCAGGUGUGGGCAGGCGCAGGCGUGGCAGGAAUCACCAGGAGGCAGGCAGCUCUGGCCACAAAGGAGAGGCCAAGUUUGAGUGUCAGCUGUGUGAUAAAACCUUUAAAUGUAACAAAGGGCUGAGGUACCACACCCUGACACACAAUGGUGUCAAGAAUUAUGAGUGUGACUUGUGUGGCAAGAAAUUUACCACAAAGUCUCAGCUCACCAUACACAUCCUGACACACACUGGUGUCAGGAAUCAUGAGUGUAAAGAGUGUGGGAAGAAGUUUACCACAAGGUCUCACCUCACCAGACACAUCCUGAUACACACUGGUGCCAGGAAUUAUGAGUGUGAAGAGUGUGAAAAGAAAUUUAUCACAAAGUGUGAUCUCACCAGACACACCCUGACUCACAGUGGUGUCAGGAAUUACGAGUGUGAAGAGUGUGGCAAAAGAUUUCCUACCAUUGCUGUUCUCAACAGGCACGCCUUCAGACACACUGGCUUGAGGGAGUUCAAGUGUGAUGUUUGUGGCAAGUGUUUCAAGACAAAGCCUGACAUUGCCAAGCAUGUGAAGAUUCACUUUUGAGGUGGCUGUACCCUGGCAUGUGGUGGUGGUGGUGGUGGUGGUGGUGGUGUGGUAGUAAUAGUAGUAGUAGUAGUAGUAGUAGUGGCCCCAACAGCUGUUUUGUUGGCAGUACAAGUGUGACUCAAUGUGUCUGUAUAGUUGUGAGAGAAUCGCCAGCCAUUUAAGCACUCCUUUAACUACUGUGGUAAAGGGAGGCAUGACCGUCCUUCCUCCACGUUAAGGGCGGAGUGUCUCACCCAAGGUUUCUCUUCCUCCUCUCGAAUCCUCAAGCAGAAGGGACUCGGGCUGCUGACUCCUCAUGAUACAGUGUCACCGCUUCAGAGCAACGCCUCCAGUGCCCUCGUCACCACCCCCUCCCUCCUUGGUAGGUGAAACUCUGCAGGAGUUGACAUGGGAGGCCAGCAGACACCAGACAGCAGACAGCUCUCAACACUUGCCAUGACUACACCUCCGUUCAGCUGUUCUCUACCACUCCUGAAGGCUUCGGUGAAGAUUGCGGCCCCAACUCGUUCCUGGUUCAAGCCCUGCUGGCUGAGGCGACAUUCCCACGCCUGCCAGGACGCCGGCCUCCAAAGACUCCCCCAGGACUCUUGGUGAUAUUGCCAGACAUCUCUGUUAUUGUUGGGUUGUGGGUUUGUGUUUUUGUUAAUUAUAAUUGUGGAGUUCUGUUCUCCACCGUUUUCUUUACGUCCCAAGCUUAGGAGUGUUGACGGGAAGAGUAGCCAUCCUGGUCCUGACACUGGUGAACCUUGGUGUAUGAGCAUCAGGAGUGUGCUUGUGUAUGCACCAAGUUGUCGUGUGUCAUGGCUGACCUCUGUGUGUAUUGUAACAAGUCCCUCCACUGUCAUAUGCAAGAUUCCGCAGUGCGUGUUAACUCUCUGUCUGUGUGAGGCUACUGGAGGAUGGAGAUGUAAAUGAAAAUGAGGUACACCA